Colletotrichum karsti is the source of this 2265-nucleotide messenger RNA. RefSeq names its product putative atpase family aaa domain-containing protein 1 protein. Gene Ontology annotation, cellular component: mitochondrial outer membrane. The transcript has a single exon. The coding region runs from base 1 to 2265 and encodes 754 amino acids. Gene Ontology annotation, molecular function: ATP binding; ATP hydrolysis activity. Lineage: Eukaryota; Fungi; Ascomycota; Sordariomycetes; Glomerellales; Glomerellaceae. The record is from RefSeq and is a predicted model, not a curated record.
AUGGCCAACAACAGCGAUGCAGAAUUUAGCUACUAUCUUUCAGAUUGGUUUUGGGAGCGGAACAUCAAACUUCCUCCGGCUGACCCAGCCCUAUCAGAUACAGAUCAUCCCACCAACGGCAGUCAAGAUGGAAAAGGGGGGUCUACUCCGAGUGACGCUCCGAAGGACGACAUCGCCAGCGGCUAUCUGACCGAUACCGCCACAGGAUUCAGUGCCCCCAAAGAGUCCCUCGCCGAGUUACUCGACAUGGCCCGCGGCUUGAUGGUAUUCGACGAAAACACCGAUCUCUUGGUCCCAGAGUCAAACUUCUUGAUCCGUUCAACAACAGCCGGAGUGGCAUGGCGACACUAUCUGGAUUGGAUUGUUCAAGACCUCGCCCAGAAGAUGGGGGCAGCUGUCGUGACGGUCUCCUUGCAGGAUUUGGAAAACCUAGGUACCGACUUUUUUGCCCAAGAAAUCGAGUGGAGAAAGACACAUGGCGAAAGGUCGAGACCAUGGGGUAAUCGCUAUCCGGACCGACAGUUGAGGUAUCCCAUGAGUAAUCUCUUCUUCUCCGACGUCGGGAGCGGAGAUCGGCAAAAAAUGGCAAUGUCUGCCAUCUUGGACGCGGUGCAAGACAAACAAUCGGAGCUUUUCCAACGAGUCGACAAGGAGCCGGACGACGCGGAAUCGCCCGAAAUCACCUCCGAGGGCGAACCGAUUUGUGAUUCAGCCAUAUUGAUCCAGAUCCGUGACGCAGAAGAGUUUGGAGAUAUGGACAGCAACAUGGCUGGUCGCUGCAUAUGUCAUUUGCAUCGGUGGGUCAGAGACCGGCGCGAGGAAGGGCAAGAGAUAGCACUCGUAUGCUGCACGUCGGGCCAAAGUCGGUGGUACGAGAACAUGUUUCGAAAGCAGUUGUGUGGGACGCCUUCUUUGUCUAUUACCAUCGAGCCUCCGGAGCCUAUCACGGACAAUGCGGAGUUGGAGAGAGCCAGAGUUCGGCAAAACAAUAUCUGGAAAAUCAAACGUUUGUUGCGUGAACGGUGCGCAAAGCUCAUUCAGCCGGGUCUGCUUGACCCGUUCACUGAAUGGACCGGACUAUCGGAAGAAGAAUACGAGGCGAUGGGACGGCGCGAUUGGUCUCACGACGCCAUGAGACGCGCCAAAAUCCAGAUCCCUGGCAGAAGCACAGGCGGCAAGCCAGCGGAUCUCGAUGAUAUAUGGACAGUCUUCCGGCGAUUAGGUUUCCUCAAGACGUCCACCGACGAAACGAAUUCGGAGUCCGAGUCCAACGUCGAGGUUGAAGAGGCAGAGCGGAAAGAACAGACGUGGAAUUCGAGGGUCAGGGAGAUGGCCGGUCGCUGCAACGAUUUCGAGACCCAGCUACUCGACUGCGUGGUUAAUCCGAGCGAGCUGAAAAUCACCUGGGACGACGUCAUUCUCGACGACGACGACACGAAGGACACCAUGAUGCAGCUGGUCACAAUGUCGAGGUUCCGACCCAAAGCGACGUCCAGCUUCAUGCUCAAGCACAUCCGUAUCAACGGCGCCCUCCUGUACGGCCCGCCCGGCACAGGAAAGACGCACCUCUGCCGUGCCAUCGCGGCGGCUUCCGGAUCCAACAUGUUGUCCGUCGACAGCGCAGCGCUGCAGUCAAAGUGGGUUGGAGAAUCGGAGAAGUACGUCAGGGCCGCAUUCACCCUGGCCGAGAAGCUUCACCCUUGCGUCUUGUUCAUGGACGAGGUUGACGCCAUGUUCUAUCGGCGAUCGUCGAGUGAUAAGGACUGGACGAGACGUUCGUUGACGCAGUUCCUUACGGGAAUGGAUGGUCUGUCCAAGAGCGGAAAGGCCCCGUUUGUUCUGGUCGCGACGAACAGGCCCUGGGACUUGGAUGAAGCAUUCCUCCGACGUCUUCCGCAGAAGAUCUUUUUCUAUCUGCCUAACGAGGAGUGCCGCCGCAGAAUCCUUGGUACUUUCGUUACCCCGGACGACUUGGAAGACGACGUCGACCUUGGUGAGGUAGCGAAAGAGACGAAGGGGUACUCGGGAUCUGAUCUGCGCGCCGUCUGCGCGCAGGCUGGAUUGUCGUGGACCAUCGAGCAGGUGCGGAGGGAAGGCGCCUACAAGGUGUUGGAGACGAGUAAGUUGAAGCUUAACAACGCCAACUUCAAACGGGCUAUUCGGAUGAUCAGGCCGAGCAACGCCACAAGUGUUCCUCGUGAGAUGGUUGAUUUUGUAAAGCGCUUUAAUCCAGACGUCUUAGAGGAGGCACCGACAAAAGAUUGA